UCAUUAAUUUAUGUUCCAUCUGGGUCGUGAUUAAAACCAGGUGUCGGGCGAGACUCAGUGCUAGCCGUCUAUAAAAUUGAACGUGGUCAUGCAGAACCAACAGGAGUCAGCUGUAACCCCAAUACUAGUACACGUGAUUACAUUACAUUACUGACUUUCUACAUAAAGACAGUGUCAAGAGUCGCUCUUCUACAUGCCUGGUGACUUUAAAUAUGUGAUUUACAAUUACCCCUAUAGUAAGGAAAUGCAUGCAGUCAAUCUGUAUUAAAGAAGACGGGAAAUCAGUUGUAAAACUAUUAGCUAGGUCACAGUUAAGGAUCAAAGGUCAGGAGCCCCCCUGAGCAUACGCUGUUAUAAAGUGAAAACUUGUUUUUUUAACUUUCGGAUUUUAUACCUACACAAGUGUAGGUAUACACUUGCCUGGUCAUACUGAAACAAGACAGGUCGCAGUGAUGUUUUCUGGGAGAGUGGCUGUCGUGACAGGGUCGGCCCAGGGGCUGGGGAAGGUCUUCUCCGGAGUCCUCCUGGAGAGGGGGAGUAAGGUCUGUAUUUCCGACGUUAAUCAAAGUGAAUUAGAGAAAACUUACAAAGAGUUCAAAUCAAAGUAUGCCGAAAACGUCAUAUCCCAGCAGUGUGACGUCACGGAUACAGAGCAACUCAAAGAGGUUUUCAGGAAAACCAAAUACACAUAUGGACAACUUGAUCUGGUGGUAAACAACGCAGGGAUUGUGAAUGAGAAAAACUGGCAGCAAUGCAUCGACGUUAACCUGAACGGGACGAUCCGCGGAACCAUGCUGGGGAUGGAAUACAUGCGGAAGGACAAGGGCGGUAAAGGGGGCCUUAUACUGAAUAUGUCCUCUCUGGCUGGAAUCUUCCCUGUGAAUUAUACUCCCGCCUACGCGGCCAGUAAACACGGAGUUAUAGGUUACACCAGGAGUUGGUCAAUGCACCCGGAUGUAGUAAAUAAUGGCGUCCGGUUAGUCUGCCUCUGUCCAGCUUUUGUAGACACAGACAUGAUAAAAAUGGAUGACGACUCAAAAUUUGUCGGAACAGAUUUGGCUCAACAAGUGAUUGAAAAAUUUGGGAUCAUGAGCACGGACCAUAUAAUCCCCGUGUUUGUGAACGCUAUUGAGGAUGAAGAAAACAAUGGGAGCGUCAUUUCCAUCACGUUGAAAGGGGCGAAUAAGGUCCCGUUACCUAUGCCAUAAGUUCGAGUAGACUAGUUGUUGUUUUUUGUUCGUCACCCUAUCGAUUUGUAGCACUAGAAAAUCAUUUUACCAGUAUGAUUGCAAGCAACUUGAAAUUGUUUUUAUCGUUUCUAAUAUAUAUUCGUCUUUACUACUAGAUGAUAGCCCGCGCAAGCGCGGGAAGUAACACUACACACUAUUAUCAUAUAAUGCGUAAUAUGUUGAACCAUAUUUUUGUUCAUUUUUGUAUAUACUUUGUCCGAUUUUUUCUCACCUUAUUCUUUAAAUUUGAAAUGAAAAAUUAAACUGCAUUGUUUGAUAAUUAGAGGAGCGGGCAGGGAUGAAAAAUCUAAAAUGAAAUGUGUAAUAUAUAAAUGUACGUGGCCUGUUUGUUGCAGCUGACCGAAACAAAAUAAGCUUCAUAUUGUAUUUAUUUCAAAUCAGUGAUUUGGUAUUUAGUGUAUCUCUCUCUAAAUUUGGUUGUUUUGGUCAAUUUUCGAUAUAGUUUGUAUUACUCUCCCAAAUAAGAAUUUCAGAUAUAGGACGGUUUUGAAAAACAAUCUGGAGGGGGAAUCCCCAUUCAACUUAAAAACGUAGAAUACAAUAAUCUGUUCAUUAAUAUUUACAAAUUAAUGUCUAAGGUUUACAAUCAAUUUGUCGUGGUAUAAAAAAGUAUGAAAUUAAAACACGCUAGAUUAUGCAUUACUAUCUAUGGAACGCCAUCGCUGCCUUAUAGCAUAAAAAUAAAAGUACAUUAUGUCAAAUUAUCAUUACAUUGUGUCAAAGUCCAUUACGUGGUGUGAAUCUAUCUUUACCUAGGUCUAAUCGUUAUUACGUGAUGUCAAAAGCACGUUAGGUGAAGUAAACAUGUCUUUACAUGAUGUCAACUUUUUACGGUGUGAUGUAAAAUCAUCCUUACGUUAUGCCAACAUUGUACAACCAAAGGUCAAUACAUCAUGACAUUAUUUUGACACUGUAUUACAUGGGGCAAAUGUAUCCUUACAUUAUGUCAACAUUUUCUUUCAUGAUAUCGAUAUAUCCUUAAAAUAUAUCAACAUUGCAGUACAUAUCGCGAUUCUAUCCUUACAUUAUGUCAACAUUUUGUUACAUGAUAUCAAUAUAUUUUUACAUUUUAUCAACACUUUAUCACAUGGUUUAAAUAUAUCGUUUUAUAAUGUCAACACUUUAUAACUUGAUGUCAUAAAUUUAUCACGUUAUGUAUAAACUUAAUAAUGUGAUGUAAAUAAGUCUUCGCUGUAGGUCAGUUCUCUAUUUCAUGAUGUACACGCUCCAUUACUUUUUGUUGAAACAUCAUUUUGUUAUGCAAACAAGGAUAUCCUUGGCUUUUCUCUAUACAUAGAAACGGUAAUCUGUUUCCAGAAUGGAUCCAGGGGCUAUUGGAACUUUGUGGAACGGAACGGAACCAGUAAAGGUCACCCAAUAAAGGGAAAUUUAAAAAAAAAUUAGCAAUUUUGUUUUUAUUCAUUAUAUUUCAAAAUAAGUUUGAUCUUUAAUGUUUAUGUUUAGAUUCGUUGUUUAAAGAAAAAUAUAGAUAUAUUACUUACUACUCUAAUAUUAACACAUUACAGUUUUUUUUACAGCAGAACUUACUAACUGGUUUAAGCUAGCAGAAGAAUAUUCUAUAUUAGUUAGAGAUUUAAAACAAACGAAACACAUUCCCAAGUAUAACAUCUUUGAAAUAACAAUGUCAACAGUACUGUAGAUUUUAUUUCAUAUUAAGUUAUCAAUUGUCCUCUUGAAUGAAAGGGGGAAUAUUCAUUCGUAGAAACAUAGGGUACUCCCUCCACAAACAUUAUUCCCACCCCUCUGCAAAAUAAUAACAAUAGCAUAAUAAUUUUGUAGCAGAACGGCCAUACCCAGUUAGGGUCAAUCUCCUUAAUUUAAAUACCAAUAGCAACGUAUAUUUUAAUUAAAUGUGAAAUUACAAAAUUAGAUAUGUACUGGGUUUCUGCGUCACGGCAUACAUGCUUUGGAAUGAUAAAGAACUUGACUGUUUAAUGACUGAGUGUGUAGUAAAGAACUUAAUUUGUAAGUUAAAAAGUAUAACCAAAGAUAAAAUUAAAUAUCUUUAUAUUUAGAUUUUAAAACAAAAAGGGUUUAAUUUAAGCUUUUAUUUUAUUCUAAGUAUUUAAGGGCCGAUGAGCACGAGAAGACUUCCAUUUUAAGUCUUUAAGUACGUAGACGUUCAUUCACUCUCGGGAAAUAGUCAGCAACUAAGUCACUUACAGCUCUCAGAAAAAACUUACGUAGGCUUAUAUAUAUUUUC
This is a messenger RNA of Magallana angulata, 3474 nucleotides long. Its product is annotated as 15-hydroxyprostaglandin dehydrogenase [NAD(+)]-like. NCBI's taxonomy places the organism in Eukaryota, Metazoa, Mollusca, Bivalvia, Ostreida, Ostreidae. The record is from RefSeq and is a predicted model, not a curated record. The coding region runs from base 453 to 1208 and encodes 251 amino acids. The transcript is spliced from 8 exons. Gene Ontology annotation, molecular function: oxidoreductase activity, acting on the CH-OH group of donors, NAD or NADP as acceptor. Gene Ontology annotation, cellular component: cytoplasm.